CGUUUUGUAUAAACAAAACAAAGAGGCGAUAGGUUUUAUAAACCGCUUUCUUCCCCGCAACGAUUUUCUUGGACCCCACCAUCCGCGCCUACCGCUCCCCACUUCCAAGCAUCAGCAUAUUGUAUAUAGAAACCUACUCGACCAUGACCGCUCCUUCGACUCGAUCCGCCUCCACUGGUACCUCCAAGGUGACCCGGAUCCUCAGGAAACUUGCUCUUUUCUCGGUUUUGCUGGCCUCUACCGCGAAUGCCUGCACCCCGGCUACGUGCGAGAUCGCCUAUGACCCCCUGUUCGUCACUGCUCACAGGUCCACCUACUUGACCCUGGUUGUCCGUGGCAAAUACUCAAGAACGAUCAGGACUGAGUGCCCUUUGGGAGGAGAAAAAUUUGGAAUAGUUGUGUGCUCGGAUGACAAUGUCUUCUGCUACACUAUUGACUGCCACGUUGAUUACGUCGAUCUGAGGGUUUUACACUUCAAUGCCCUGCAGUACCCUCUCAAUGGCCCCCAAGAAACUAAAAGGGACCCGGUUGAUUGGAAACUUCAUGAUUAUUUUUGGGCCUGUGUUUAAUAGCAAGGGUCCUUCACUAUCCAUCGACCGGCCUGUAAUCAUAGUAAAAAAAUGUCGAAAUAAAUGGCUCGCUGUCGUGCGUCCAUGCUGGU
Molecule: messenger RNA, 661 nt
Organism: Gamsiella multidivaricata
Lineage: Eukaryota; Fungi; Mortierellomycota; Mortierellomycetes; Mortierellales; Mortierellaceae
Exons: 1
Coding region: 144-569 (141 amino acids)
Source: RefSeq, a predicted model, not a curated record